AUGAAGGUCCUGUGGGCUGUGUUGCUGGUCACGCUCCUGGCAGGAUGCCAGGCCGAAGUGGAGGAGGUUGUCAGGCCAACCGCGGAGCCAGAGCUGAGGCCGGCCACCCAGCCCUGGGAGCAGGCGCUGGGCCGCUUCUGGGACUACCUGCGCUGGGUGCAGGCGCUGUCUAACAAGAUGCAGGAGGAGCUGCUCAGCACCCAGGUCUCCCAGGAACUGUCGAUGCUGAUGGAGGAGACCAUGAGGGAGGUGAAGGCCUACAAGGAGGAGCUGGAGGCGCAGCUGGGCCCCAUGACCCAGGAGACGCACGCCCGCCUGUCCAAGGAGCUGCAGGCGGCGCAGGCCCGCCUGGAGUCGGACAUGCAGGACGUGCACACCCGCCUGACCCAGUACCGCAACGAGGUGAAGAGCAUGGUGGGCCAGAACUCCGACGAGCUGCGGAGCCGCCUGACCUCCCAGCUGCGCAAGCUGCGCAAGCGGCUGCUGCGCGACGCCGAGGACCUGCAGAAGCGCCUGGCGCUCUACCGGGUCGGGGCGCGCGAGGGCGCGGAGCGCGGGGCGGGCGUCCUCCGCGAGCACCUCCUGCCGCUGCAGCAGCGCGCCUUCACCGUGGGCCAGCCGCUGCGCGAGCGGGCGGAGGCCUGGAGCCAGCGGAUGCGCGAAAAGCUGGAUGCGAUGGGCACCCGCGCCCGCGACCGCCUCGACGACAUGCACGACCAGAUGGAGGGGCUGCAGGCCAAGAUGGAGGAGCAGGCCAACCAGAUGCGCCUGCAGGCCGAGGCCUUCCAGGCCCGCCUCAAGGGCUGGUUCGAGCCGCUGGUGCAAGACAUGCAGCGCCAGUGGGCCGGGCUGGUGGAGAAGGUGCAGUCGGCCCUGGGCGCCAGCCCCACGGCACUGCCCGUCGAGAAUCACUGA
This is a messenger RNA of Pipistrellus nathusii (Nathusius's pipistrelle), 915 nucleotides long. The record is from the annotation of a GenBank genome assembly. Lineage: Eukaryota; Metazoa; Chordata; Mammalia; Chiroptera; Vespertilionidae.